GUCCACGGACUUUUGAUAUUUCCUUUAUCCUCACCUGGACCUGUCAGGUAAAACUUUGUAGGAGUCAAUCUAGGAAUCGAUUCCUUCAGAAAGAUUCAAGUACGCAAGAUUCACGCUUUGGUCCUUGUCGUAACUUGCAGCUCACACUUAAAGAACAACAGUUGACCAAAAAACCACCUAUUCGGACCAUUUUCCAGCACCAUGAGUGGUCAACCACGUAGGAUUCGUCUGAAGCCGUGGCUGCUGGCACAGAUUAACAGCGGGAAAUACCCAGGGUUACAUUGGCUCAAUCAAGAGCGCAGGUUGUUCCGGAUCCCGUGGAGACAUGCCACCCGUCAUAUGCCAACGCUGGAAGAGGAAAACACUAUUUUUAAGGCUUGGGCUCUGGAGACGGGUAAAUACCAAGAAGGGGUGGAUGAGCCAGAUCCAGCCAAAUGGAAGGCCAACCUCCGCUGUGCCCUUAACAAAAGCCGAGAGUUCAGGCUUCACUACGAUGGCACUAAAGACACCCCAGUCCAGCCUUAUAAAAUCUACGAGGUGUGCGACCAGUCAAUCAAUGGAGAUGCAGGAGAGGAUGAAGAAGAGGAACUGACAAAUUUUGUCAAUCUCACCAUUGACCCUAGAGCUGGCGAACCUCCCAGCUACCCUGCGUACCCUCCCAGAGUCGACGUACCUUUCACUUCUAUCGGCGAGGGCUUUAUUCCCACCCACCAUAACCGUCCAAUCAACCUCUUAGAUGUUGUCCAUAAUAACCCCAACGGAGCUCCUCCUAUGGCGUCACAUCUUGCCCAACCUCCUGAAUUUCCCAGUCAUCCGAUCAAAGUGGAGCAAGGGACGUACGGCGGAGGACUCGGGAACGAUCUUGUAAUGGGUUCUGCGGGCAUCCCGCCACCUGUCCUUCAAGAUGUAGUCACUCAUCCUGUGGACACCCCGAUGCAAGAGGUCCCAGCCCAAGUUGAAAACCAGGUCAAUCCGUGCAUCGCUGAGCUGCUGAGCAGUCCUCACAUGCUGCCCUUAACGGAUCUUGACAUCAAGUUUCAAUACAGGGGCCGAACAGCCGGUUCCCUGACCGUCAGUAACCCCCAAGGUUGUAGACUUUACUACGGUAACCUGGCACCCACACCGGAGCAAGUGGAGCUGUUCGGUCCGGUCACGCUGCAUCAGGUGCUGUUUCCCGGAACCGCGGAGAUCCAGAACGAGAAGCAGAGGUUUUACACCGAUCAUCUGCUGGAUGUGAUGGAUCGAGGGCUGAUUCUGGAGAUCAGGGGACAGGAUAUUUACGCCAUCAGGUUAUGUCAGUGUAAAGUGUACUGGUCCGGGCCAGGCGUGCUGGAGCAGGGUCCGCCCAAUCCCAUCGAACGGGAGAAGAAGAUCAGGGUGUUCAGCCUUAACAACUUCCUCCAAGGUCUCAUUCUGUAUCAAAAAGGGGAGACGCCCACUCCUCCUCCUUUUGAGAUCUUCUUCUGCUUUGGCGAGGACUGGCCAGAUAGGAAACCAAAAGAGAAGAAGCUCAUCGUUGUCCAGGUCGUUCCCGUAGUCGCAAGAAUCCUUACCGAGAUGUUCUCAGGCGAGCUCUCCUGGUCUACAGACAGCAUUCGGUUGCAGAUCUCCAAUCCUGACUUGAAAGACCAGACGGUGGAGCAAUUCAAAGAGCUCCACAGACUGUUGCAAAGCCAAAACGCUCAACACACCUGGCCACAAAACAUCCACUAACUGGGACUUCACCUAGAAAUCACCAUUACUCAUCGCUUCUCUACUGAAAGAGGAACACGUUUUGGCAUUUUUCCACGAGCGUUAUGCAGCGCUGAACACUGAGCUAAGAGUUGGAGGUCCUUUGAACACUGGAGUAUAUAUAUAGGUGACCGAACGUCUGCCUUGCUAGAAACACAGCCAAAAGCAUUUCUAGUGGAGAUAAUUUCCCCCCAUGAAUUUGUUGUUUUUAUUGUCAAGUGUUUAAUGUUAUAUUUCAAUAAAUACCAUUGCAGUAUUUUAAA
This is a messenger RNA of Misgurnus anguillicaudatus (oriental weatherfish), 1994 nucleotides long. It is a transcript of the gene irf5, whose product is annotated as interferon regulatory factor 5. Gene Ontology annotation, cellular component: nucleus. The record is from RefSeq and is a predicted model, not a curated record. Gene Ontology annotation, biological process: immune system process; regulation of transcription by RNA polymerase II. Gene Ontology annotation, molecular function: protein binding; RNA polymerase II cis-regulatory region sequence-specific DNA binding; DNA-binding transcription factor activity, RNA polymerase II-specific. NCBI's taxonomy places the organism in Eukaryota, Metazoa, Chordata, Actinopteri, Cypriniformes, Cobitidae.